CGCUAGUUCACUAUUGGUGCUCUAGGUUAUUUGGGGUGUGUAGAAAAGCAAUCCACGAGGAGAUCUUUCAGAGCUCGCUCACUAUUUUGGUUUUGUGCAAACCUUACGAGCGGGACUAGAAUUGGCUCAACCGCCGAGGCGGGGCUGGGCAGCUUCUUCUAUGGAACGACCACCCCAGUGGAUUCCACCGCCACAUGACUAUAUGAAGUUCAAUGUUGAUGAUGCGAAGGUGCAGGUCAAAGGAGCAGUGGCUAUCAUCUCUCAAAAUAAGGAUGGAGUCUUCCAGGGCUGUUGGUGGGGGUUCACAGGGACCCUCAUAAUCCACCUAUACGUCAUUGCUCCUGUACCGAAGAGUUACGCGCAAUUCUUAACUUCUGCUGCCCAGGAAUAUUCAGUUCUGUGAAGGACUUUCAUGAAAACUAUUUAGCUCCUCUUGUCGAAGGAAACUACAAGGGGUCUUCUUCAGAGCAGCUGAAUGAGUCUUUCAAGGCUUCGCAGAAACUGCAAGGUCUGCUCAGUCCUUGCUUCUUGAGAAGAUUGAAAAAUGUGCUAUCAUCUACAGAUACGCCUGAGAAAAAAAGAUUAAAUUUACCUGAAAAGGUUGAGUUUGUCGUUUGGCUUAGAUUGUCGCCUUAUCAGGAGAAGUUAUACAGAGAGCUUCUGAGUGGUGGUAUUGUUCGAAAAAACAACCCAGGAGAAAUGAUAGUAGCUUCAACGCUAAUGCAAAAAAUUUGCAACCAUCCUACUAAAUUGGACAAGAUAAGUCAAGAAGACCUAGAUGGUACGCAGAGAUUUGUUCUAAAAUGCAUGGUAAAAAAAUUAAGAAGCAGAACAUCUACAGAUGAUAGACAUUUUUCUGAAGAACAUCACUCUUCAAAACUUGAUAUCAUAGUGAGGUUGCUGGAAAGGUUUAAUGAGCAAAAGCUUCGAGUGUUGAUAUUCUCUCGAACUUGCAAAAUGCUGGAUGCCAUUGAGGAAGUGAUAGUUAAAAAGGGAUAUGUACAUGAUCGAAUAGAUGGAAGUUUGAGUGACAAACAACGAGCUAAGAGGAUCGAGGCGUUCAAAAAAGCUGACGGAGCGCCUAUUUUCUUAAUUUCCUCCUUCUCCGGUGGUACUGGAUUAGAUCUUCAUAUUGCUUCAAGAGCAAUCAUUGUGGAGCCAUUCUGGAAUCCAUGUGUUGAUGACCAAAGUGCCGAUCGCAUUUAUCGUGUGGGGCAGAAGAAAAAGUGCAUUAUCUAUAGACUAAUUAGCUCGGAAACUAUUGAAGAGAUUGUGUAUAAAGCACAGGUUUUCAAACUAGGCAUUUUUAAGUCUGCCACUGAGAAUAAGGACUUUCAAAGAUAUAUUACCGAAAAGAGGAAUGAGCUUCUGAAAACACCUCCAAAUGGGUAUGGAAGUUCAAGAACUCUACAAGAGUUAGAGAAGGAACCCACCCAAACCUUGUCUGAGGAGAUGAGCAACGAACUAAAUUUCCUCAAGAACAGAGAUAUUGUGGGUGUGUCCAUUCACGGUGCAUUGUUUCAAGGAGCGCCAAGUAGAAAGCCUAUUAAGAGCGAUGAUUCAGGCGGCUCAAUUGAAACAAACUGGCACUUGGAUGAGAAAGAAAACUUAAGAAUGGCACGACAAAAUAAAAUUGCAUUUCAUGAAGCUGAAAUUAGAAACUAUAAAAGUUUGUUAGCCCAGAUUAGCAAGGGAGGAAGGCUACUUCCUGAUGGGGGAGCAAAGCUUGUUCAGACCAUUGCACGUAAUACGGAUGCUCUUUCUAAGCUGCGUGCAGAUACAGACCCAAAAGAUGACACGUAAUUCUUUGUUAUCAGCAGGCUGACCUGAAAGAUUGUAAAAGAUGGUUGUGCAAAACAGAAAGAAAUCAGAGUCACCAUGCUUUGGUGUUGAUUCCAAGGAACAGAUUUAUGUUAUUUUGUUAUGAGAACAGUUUGUAGCUUUCUGUAACAUCUGUAUGAAUCAUUUUCUUUCCGGUAAUUUGGUUAACAUAUUACCAUUGAGCUAGAUAAUUUUAGUUACUUGAAAUGUUAGUAAACACAGCUUUUGAUGAAAUAGUCACUUGUUUGAAGUCAUGAAAAAGAAAAAUGAGAGAAUAAAUAUUU
This is a messenger RNA of Triticum dicoccoides, 2105 nucleotides long. RefSeq names its product protein CHROMATIN REMODELING 24-like. Lineage: Eukaryota; Viridiplantae; Streptophyta; Magnoliopsida; Poales; Poaceae. The coding region runs from base 700 to 1803 and encodes 367 amino acids. The transcript has 15 exons. The record is from RefSeq and is a predicted model, not a curated record. Gene Ontology annotation, molecular function: DNA translocase activity.